UGUUGCUUUUCCGGGGCCGACCAAUGCAAGGACAUCGCGACGGCUCGCGGUCUCUACGCGCCUCCGCGAACGGUGGAUAUGUUCCUCAAGCGACUCGCGUGUUUCCCAAUUUCAGUAUCCAUCAACCCAUAAAUUACAAAUUCCAGACCCAGCAGCAAAAUCUCAACUUCCCUCGUCCGCAGUUUGGCGCCGGCGGUAAUGUUGAAGUCAUUCGAAUUGACAAUGCAGUCAGCAAGACGCGUAAAUCGCUUGUUGCUGCUGGAGAGAACGUUUCUUCGACUAGAGUUUGGCAAUUGGUUCAAGCACAACUUCGAGUUGAUUCUUGGCGUUCCUUUGGGAUGCAAUUGCAAGAUGUUCCUUCACUUCGCCAACUUAUGGACCUUGAAGGCAAGAUCAUUGCGUUCAUUCACUGCUACGUUGGGGCUAGAAAAAUUGUGACCCUGUAUGAACUGGAAGUGGCAAUAUGUCGAAACGAGGUCGUUGGUUGUUUUGAUGAUCUGGGAUUGGGACCUUUGCUGCAGCAUCCACUUGUCUUGCUCUAUUUUCCAUCCAUCUCUGCUUCUACUGGCCUAGUUCGGAUCACUAGUGAGGAUAUAAUAUCUUUUCUCGAUAGCUAUCUGAACACUUAUGAUAUGGACAAUGUUAAGCUCGAUGAAUUCUUGAAUUUCGUUGCUGCGAGAAAAUCAGUUACAAGCAAGGAAAAGCUUGGUGUUCGUAUUCAAAGCUUUGGGAUGUAUGUAACUUUCAUUCAAGACGCAAAGAGACAAGAAGGUGAAACAUUGAAGAUCUUGCUGACUGAACUGCAUCAGAAGUAUCACAUCCUAUCACCAAAGAUACAACAGCGAGAUAAGGAUUAUUGUGGCAAGCAUACAAGAUUUAAUUCAUUGAGCUCGGAGGACAAUGAUAGUGCUGAUUAUGAGGUCAAAAAAAAUAAUAGUUCUGACCAUCUCAGUAGUUGUUCAUAUCCAUCUGUUGCAGAAGAGAUUAAGCAGCUUGGGAGCUCCAGUAAGAAAAGAAAGGCUGAGAGUCGCAUUCAUGAAAUAUCUGAUUUUCCCAAACUGCUUAGAAGAGACCCCUGUAAAUUACGUAGAGGAUAUGCGAAACAAAAGAUACCUAAAUUGGCAGAUGAUUCUGAUGCUAAGCAGGUUUUCUGUGUCAAUGAGGCUUAUUUCACACUUUCUGAAGGAGCUUUGAGACUGUUCGUUUCAACUUGGAAAGAUACAUGUAAAGAGCUAAGUAUGUCAAUGUUUGUCCAGAAAGUAUUGUCUUCUUACGACCUAGGUGGUUCCGAAGUACAAGCUAAUAUUAAAAGAGCUAAAGUGAUGUCAUCAUUUCCAUUUGUUGGAAUACUACAUGUCGCUAAGGAACUUGUAACAGAGGCUCUUGAGAAACAGAUACGGACUGAGAUCACAGAUACAAACUUGGUUGCUGGAUAUGAUGAUUGUGCAGGCACAAGUUCAAGAGCUAAUAAGCCGAACCCAUCGCGUCCUAUGUCCAUGAAGAGUGGCUCAACAUCAGGAAAUAUCGUUCAUGAAUGGAAUGAUUAUGUCUCAACGGACUUCAGCGCAAGAGAUCAUCAGCUUCACACUGGCACACCUUGGGCUGCACAAGCGCAACAGACUGGUAGAAAAGGUGAAGAAAUUGCUUACAGAUACUUUGCUGCAAAAUAUGGCAAGAAGGCUCGGGUUAGAUGGGUUAAUGAGCAGAGCGAAACCGGGUUACCUUACGACCUAAUAAUCGAAAACCGAGGUGGUAAGAAAGAGUAUGUAGAGGUGAAAGCAACUGUAUCAACAAGGAAAGACUAUUUUAACUUGACAGUGAAGGAAUGGCAAUUUGCAAAUGAGAAAGGAGAGAGUUACGUUAUUUCUCAUGUUUUGUUAGGCAACAGUAAUGCCAUCCUUACACAACAUAGGAAUCUUGUCAAGUUAUGCCAAGAAGGUCAUCUCCGGUUAUUGGUUCUCAUGCCCAGCCAGCGAAACGAGGUCAACUUUAACUUGUGUGAGAAUCAAACAAGACUGAGAUUGGUAAAAGUGGCAGUGGCGUCUCAGGUUUUACAUAGAUGUAAAUGUAGACAGCUACAGGAAACAAUUCUAAAGAAUGGGGUUUAGCCAAAGCAUCAGAAGAGGAAUAUUUUGCU
Messenger RNA from Capsella rubella, 2137 nucleotides. RefSeq lists its product as uncharacterized. Lineage: Eukaryota; Viridiplantae; Streptophyta; Magnoliopsida; Brassicales; Brassicaceae. The record is from RefSeq and is a predicted model, not a curated record. Gene Ontology annotation, cellular component: nucleus. The coding region runs from base 24 to 2108 and encodes 694 amino acids. The transcript has 6 exons. Gene Ontology annotation, biological process: root development; embryo development ending in seed dormancy; leaf vascular tissue pattern formation.